Molecule: messenger RNA, 801 nt
Organism: Triticum turgidum subsp. durum (durum wheat)
Lineage: Eukaryota; Viridiplantae; Streptophyta; Magnoliopsida; Poales; Poaceae
Source: the annotation of a GenBank genome assembly
AUGUCGUCGGCGUCCCUCGCCGCCAGGCUCCUCCGCCGCGCCGCCUCUUCGUCGCGGGCCUCCACCCUAUCCCGACGCUGCGCCCACUCCUCCGCGACUUCCCGCGCGCCCGUUUCGCUCGCCCAGUUCCACCCCGCCGCCGCCGCCGCCGCCGCCUCCCCGUCAGGGACCCCUGCCCGCCGCUUCCUGUCCUCGCAGUCCCCGGCGGCUUCCUCCAAGAUCUCCCCGGACGAGAACCUGAGGCGGGUCAUCGACUCCGAGAUCGAGUGCGUCGUCGAAUCGGAGGAGGGCUCCGCGCAGCAAAUUGAUCCACCAGAAGACUUCCCCUUUGAGAUAAUUGAUAACCCUGGUGAUCAGUCCAUCGUUCUCAAAAGAGAGCUUGCAGGAGAGACUAUUAAAGCUACUGUCUACACAAAUUUUGAUACUGAGGAAGAUUUGAACAAUGAGGGCUCUGAUGCUGAGAAUGAUGAUGACUCAUUUAAGCCAGCACUUCAGAUGGUUGUCACUGUUGAGAAACCAGGAGGCUCAAUCCUGGAAUUUGAGUGCAACUUUAAUGAUGAUGAACUGGCAAUUGAAAAUAUGAGGUUGCUGAAUCGCGAUGCCAAGUUUACUGAGAAUGCAUAUGAGGGGCCACAGUUCUCUGAUCUGGAUGAGAGCUUGCAGAAGUCCUUCCACAGGUAUCUUGAGGUGAGGGGGAUCAAGCACUCGCUGCAUGACUGGCUGCACGAGUACAUGAUGACCAAGGAUGAGAGGGAGUACGUGGUUUGGUUGAAGAACAUGAGAGAGUUCAUCGAGAAAUGA